AUGACAAAAUCUCAUACCGUUCGUUUGGAGCACUUGGAGGAUGCUGUUUCUGGAUGCGACGUCGGGAAGAGCGGGAAAAAGGAAGAGCGGGAAAAAGAGUUAUCGGAUCAAAAUGAUGCUCCAAUUCCGGCGGUUUUUCCGAAGGAGCAGAAGGAUGAUCCAAUUCUUCAGCAAAAUCCAGCUGUCGAUUUGACGGAGUCUGAUGCCAGGAAGGAUCGUGAAAAUCUGGUGGGAGAUUUCCAGGUUAGACAGGUUGAGAUGCCUGUGUGUGAUGGUACUAAUGUGUUGGGUUGGAUUGCUCGUGCUGAGAAUUAUUUCAAUUUUGGCGGGAGUUCUGAGGAAGAUAAGAUGCGUUAUGCGACGAUUAGCUUGGAAGGACAGGCGUUGCAGUGGUUUUCCUUGCAGCAACGACACAAACCUUUUCGUGGCUGGUCGGAUUUGAAGCAGCGAAUCACAAUUCGGUUCGGCGAAGCUCAGGUCUCAAAUGUUUCUGAGGAGGUAGUCGAAAGUGCGUUCCGAGGUGGUUUGCAGACGGAGAUCCGUGAAAUGGUCGAAGUCUUAAAACCUCAGACCUUGGACAAGACAAUUGAACUGGCGUUGAGGUUAGAGGGGCGUUCAAUUUGUUCAGGAGGCAAAUCGCAUGGUAAGGAGAAUCGUUUUCCUCGAUAUAAUUCGAAUUCGAAUUCAAAUUCGUUUCGCUCUAUUUCUUCUGCAUUGGGAGGUUCUGUUGAGAAGAAGGGAGAGUCUAUCGCCUCGGUGGUAGACAGUUCCAAUAAGGCUGUGACAGGAGAUCGACGUCUGCCGUUCAGGAAACUUUCGGAUCCUGAGGUGGAGGAUCGUCGUAGAAAGGGAUUAUGUUUUAGAUGUGAUGAGCGAUACUUUGUUGGUCAUCGAUGUAAGCAAAAGGAGCUGCAGGUUCUGAUGGUGACAGAAGAUACGGACGUUGACGGUGAAUUUCAGGAAUGUUUUGAGGAAUUAUCACCGGUAGUGGGGGAUUUUGCAGCUCUGACUCUGCAUUCGAUGGUGGGAUUAACAUCACCGAAAACGAUGAAGGUGAGGGGAUGGAUUGGGAAUCAGUCGGUGGUGGUGCUAAUAGAUAGCGGCGCUUCUCAUAAUUUCUUAUCUAAGGAAUUAUUGGGAGUGUUACCUAUCAAAUUGGCUGGUACGGUGGGAUAUGGAGUUUGUUUGGGUAAUGGUUUGACAGUACAAAGUGCGGGUAUAUGUUGUGGGUUGGAGUUGACAUUUCCAGAAUACUCUUUGGUAUCAGAUUUUAUACCAUUGGAAUUGGGCGGAGCUGAUGUGAUUUUGGGAAUUCAAUGGUUACAAACUUUGGGCAAAGUUCAAUUUGAUUUUGCCAAGCUCGAAAUGAAAUUUUCCGUUGAUGAUAAAAUGAUCAGGUUGGUGGGAGAUCCGAAUUUACAUCAAUCUCUAGUGGCUUUUAAGACUCUUCUCAAAACAAUACGAGAAGGAGAUCAAGGAUUUUUGGUGGGAUUUGGUUCUGUGGAAGUGGGGAUUGUUGAGGAGAAAUCACUACCAGAGGGAUUGCAAGGGUUGUUGGAUUCUUUUCGAGGAGUGUUUCGGGAACCAGAGGGUCUUCCUCCAAUAAGGGGCCAUGGGCAUGGUAUCCUCUUACAACAGAAUACUAGUCCCAUCAGUGUUCGUCCAUAUAGGUAUCCUCACGCGCACAAAGAGGAAAUUGAAAAGUUGGUUCGGAGCAUGUUAAAGGCUGGCAUCAUUCAACCAAGCCAAAGUCCGUAUUCGAGUCCGGUGCUGUUGGUAAAAAAAAAGGAUGGAAGUUGGCGUUUUUGCGUUGACUAUCGAGCUUUGAAUCGGGCGACGAUAUCGGACAAAUUCCCUAUUCCAGUCAUUGAUCAGUUGUUAGAUGAAUUGAAUGGAGCGGCAGUGUUUUCGAAACUGGACUUGCGAGCGGGAUAUCACCAAAUUCGUAUGAAGGAGGCAGAUAUUCCUAAGACUGCGUUUCGUACGCAUGACGGUCACUACGAAUUUCUUGUGAUGCCGUUUGGAUUAACCAAUGCCCCGGCGACUUUUCAAGCUCUCAUGAACGAUGUUUUCCGUCCAUUCUUAAGGCGCUUCGUCCUUGUUUUCUUUGAUGAUAUUCUGGUGUACAGCUCUUCGAUGUCGGAUCAUCUGGAACAUUUAGCUGCGGUCUUGCAUGUAAUGCAGCAGCAUCAACUAUAUGCUAACCAAAAGAAAUGUUUGUUUGGUAAGAAUCACGUUGAGUAUUUGGGACAUGUGAUUUCGGAAGAGGGCGUCGCUACUGACCCCAGUAAGACAGUGGCGGUGAAAAAUUGGCCAACUCCGAGGAAUGUUAAGGAGUUACGGGGAUUUCUCGGGUUGACAGGAUAUUAUCGAAGAUUUGUACGACAUUACGGUUCGAUUGCGAAGCCUUUGACAGAUUUAUUAAAGAAAGAUGCUUUUGUUUGGUCAGAAUCUGCUGAGGUAGUUGGUGCUUUUACACUGCGAGAAGGCACGUUGCUAUACCGAGAUCGUGUGGUUCUUUCCAAGACAUCACGAUUGAUUCCUCUAUUGUUACAUGAGCUUCAUGAUGGGAAAUUGGGUGGACACUCUGGUUUUCUUCGCACUUUGAAGCGGAUUCAGGCGAUUGUGUAUUGGCCUGGGAUGAAAUCGGAGAUCCAACAUUACGUGGCUCGUUGUCCUGUUUGUCAAGUGCACAAAUACUCCACGUUGGCUCCUGCUGGGUUAUUGCAACCUUUACCUGUUCCUCAGCAGGUUUGGGAAGAUAUUUCUUUAGAUUUCAUUGAGGGGUUGCCGAAAUCUUCAGGUUGCAAUGUGAUUCUGGUUGUUGUCGAUCGGUUGAGCAAAUAUGCGCAUUUUUUAGCGCUUCGCCAUCCUUUUUCAGCUUUAGAGGUGGCUCGGGCAUUUGUGAAAGAUAUUGUCAGGUUGCAUGGGUUCCCUAAAUCGAUCGUUUCGGAUCGAGAUCGUAUAUUCUUAAGUCACUUUUGGUCGGAAACGUUUCGGUUGGCGGGGACGAAAUUGAGGUACAGUACUGCAUUUCACCCUCAAAGCGAUGGACAAACGGAGGUUGUGAAUCGGUGUUUGGAGACGUAUUUACGCUGUUAUGUGAGUGAUCAUCCUCGACAGUGGCUUAAGUUUUUGGAUUGGGCUGAAUUUUGGUAUAAUACCACUUUUCACUCUUCUUUGCAAACGACGCCAUUUAAGGUGGUGUAUGGGAGGGAUCCACCUACUUUGGUUCGCUUUGUGGAGGGGUCUACGGUGAAUUUCGAACUGGAGUCUGCUUUACGAGAGAGAGAUGCGAUGUUGGAGAGCAUUAAACUGAAUUUACAUAAAGCACAGCAGAGGAUGAAGCUUUAUGCGGAUAAUUCUCGUAGAGAUGUUAAGUUUCAAGUGGGUGACAGGGUUUAUUUGAAGCUCCGACCUUAUCGGCAAAGGGAGAAGCAGAGAAUAGAGCAGGGGGAGCUUCGACGGCCAUCGACAGAGAGCUUCACCCAAGAGAGGAGCGGCAGGGCCGGCCCCAGCCGCGCCCACGGAGGUUCCAGAGGAGAAGAAGGAGAUGAGGAGGAAGACCACGCUGCCCAUAAUUCCUAA
This is a messenger RNA of Tarenaya hassleriana, 3588 nucleotides long. RefSeq lists its product as uncharacterized. The record is from RefSeq and is a predicted model, not a curated record. The transcript has 3 exons. Gene Ontology annotation, molecular function: nucleic acid binding. NCBI's taxonomy places the organism in Eukaryota, Viridiplantae, Streptophyta, Magnoliopsida, Brassicales, Cleomaceae. The coding region runs from base 1 to 3588 and encodes 1195 amino acids. Gene Ontology annotation, biological process: DNA integration.